CGCUUUGCGGUGGUGGUGGACCCGCUCGGGGGCGACGCGGAGAAGGCGGACGCGGGCGCGUCGUCGGGGACCAUCUUCAGUGUCUACUCGGCGCGCGCGGGCGGCGAGGAGGGCGGGACGCGCGCCUCCGUGCUCCGGAGGGGCGAGGAGAUGCUCGCUGCGGGGUACGUUGUGUUCGGCGCCGCCACGCAGCUCGUGCUCUCCGUCGGGAGGGGCGUCGACGGCUUCACCCUCCACCCCUCUCUCGGGUGCUUCACGCUGACGCGGCCGCAGCUUCGGAUGCCGCACACCGGCCGCUUCUACUCGGUCAACCUCGGCCACCGGCGCCAGUGGAGCGAGGCGAUGGCCUUGCACGUCGACCUGGUCUCGCAGAGCAAAUCGCUGCGCUACACCGGCACCUUUGUCGCCGACGUGCACCGCACGCUCCUGUACGGCGGCGUCUUCUUCUACCCGGCGAGCUCGAGGCGGCCAAGGGGCAAGCUGCGGCUCCUGUUCCAGGCGGCGCCCGUCGCCUUCCUCAUGGAGCAGGCUGGCGGCGGCAGCGCGUGCGGUGCGGAGCGAACCCUCGAGAUCGAGCCCGGCACGCUGAACCAGUGCGUCCCCGUCGCGUUCGGCUCGCGCUCCGAUGUCGAC
Molecule: messenger RNA, 633 nt
Organism: Emiliania huxleyi CCMP1516
Lineage: Eukaryota; Haptophyta; Isochrysidales; Noelaerhabdaceae
Exons: 1
Biological process (GO): gluconeogenesis; sucrose biosynthetic process; fructose 6-phosphate metabolic process
Cellular component (GO): cytoplasm
Molecular function (GO): fructose 1,6-bisphosphate 1-phosphatase activity
Source: RefSeq, a predicted model, not a curated record